AAUUAUUUUUUAUAAGUACUUAAAAAGUUUAGUUUGCAAGGUUUUAAGGAAUACUUAGAACAAACAGUAGAAAGUUUUCUGGCUUUUAAGAUCUAUGUACGUGUUUAUUUAAGUUAUCUUAUUACAACCAUCAAACGACCAAGAUUUUUUUUAUAGUUAGCUUUUUUUUUAUGGAUUGAGCUGAAAGACAUCUAAGAUAAAAAUACACUUCGCUGUACAAUGAAGCUGGCAGAAAGACAAUCCGAGCCGUGAGUCACAUAUAAACAAGAAACAAAAGCAUUGAUUGCGAGUAGGUCUAACAACAUUCUACAGUAGGGCAGCCGAGUCGAUAGAAUCGUGAGCAACUGGUGGUAGGAUGUUGAUAUUUAAUCAGCUUGUGACAUUAGGAUUCUAGCAAUAUACGAGUGUCACAGAGAGGAAUAGAGUUUCCCUUUUUUACCUCGGUCUCCAUUAUUCAUGUCGCUCUGAGCGACGCUGUACUGCAGGCAGACGUAUAGAGUUAUUAUUUACUAUUAUGUAGAUAAGAGCUUGUACGCUGUGCACAAGUUAUAUUAUAUUUAUCCAUAAAAAUUCAAUUCCAUCAUGUCCAGCACCAAACAAGACCAGGCCUAAACCAUGUAUCAAGCAGGUCUGCAGGUCCAGUUCAUAAACCGCCUGAAGCGGAAACGCCGGAUGAGAUUAGAGGCCAAUGCGGCAGCCGUUGCAGCAACGGUUAACGCUCCGGUGGACAUCCCUUUGAAUGCCGCCAAAGGUGCGAAAGGGCGCCGGAAGCCUGGCUCCACGAGGUACAGUUUCAUGUCCAGCGUGUCCCAGGACUCUGAGGGAUCCAGACCAACGUUUCUGGAUGUUGAGGGAGAGUUCCUGCACGCCGCUGAGUUUGGCGACAUCCCAAACGUGAAGAGAAUUCUAAACGACUAUAUGGAUUUGAAUAUAGAUUGUAUUGAUGCCUUGGGAAGAACCGCACUACGACUGGCUGUUAAGAAUGAACAUCUGGAGGUUGUGGAAGUUCUCUUGGAGAAAUCAAACCAGCAUCACAUCUACGAGGCAGUGUUACAAGCCAUCAGUGCCGGGCAUACACAGAUUGCUGAGACUAUACUUAAACACAGAAGGUAUCUGGAGAUGUGGAAAGAGAGACGGAAACUGGGAGACACAGAUGGCUUUUACAAAACAGCUCUUCCAGACUCGCAGUUCUCACCAGAUAUAACUCCUUUGAUACUGGCCUCACAGAAGAAUCAAUAUGAAAUUGUUCAACUUUUGUUACUACGAGGUGAAACAAUCAUGAAGCCUCACAAAUUUAGCUGUGCUUGUCAGGAAUGUAGAAACAAAAUGAAAUUUGACCAGCUUCGUCUGGCCAAGUACAGACUUAAUGCUUACAAAGGACUUGCCAGUGAGGCUUACAUUUCAUUGUCUAGUAAAGAUCCAAUUUUGACUGCCUUUGAACUGGCUGCUGAACUUAGAAGAUUGUCAAGAGUGGAAAAACAUUUUAAGCGUGAGUACAGAGACUUGGCUGAUCAACUGAGUGACUAUGUGGUCAAACUACUGGACAGAAUCAGGACUCAGAAAGAACUGGAACUGGUUCUCAACAAAACGGGAAAACCUCACCAGGAGAAAUUUGCCAGUUUAGCAAGAUUCAAACUAGCUUUGAACUACAAGGAGAAAAAGUUUAUUGCGCACCCAAGUUGUCAACAAAGAGUUGUCCGCAUAUGGUACAACGGUAUGGGGAAGCUGGAGAGGGCAAAAUGGCCGAAGCGUCUGACCAUGAUAGCAUUGUUUUCUUGUGCAUACCCUUUCUUAAUAUUUCUUCAUGUAUUUUUCCCGAACACAAAGGGAGCAAAGAUUCUUCAGUUUCCAGUCUUGAAGUUUGUGUGUAACGCCAUGUCUUUUUUUACAUUUCUUCUUCUUAUUGUGGUUUCCACCAUCGAAUCUUCCCAAAGUGUCAGCAAGUACCGGACACUGCACUCAGAAUACCCGGACAAACAUCACGUGUAUAGUCUAUUCCGUAACAAAACUGACAACACUGUCUUCGGAGAUGAUUUCCCACUACGACCAAGUUUCCCAAGUGUGACGGAAAUGUUAAUGAGUCUGUGGAUCAUUGGCAUGGUGUGCCAAGAAUGUAACCAGUUGUUUCAUAAUGGGAUAAUGCAGCACAUCUUGAGCUUCUACAACCUUCUGGACGUAGUGCUUCUCACAGUGUACAUUGCCACAUUCACGCUCAGGUUUUGGACUAUGUACAAGUUUCACGCUGCUUUGGCCUUCCUAUCCAAUCCAGCCAACAUAGCGCAGGAGUUGAAAAUGUUGGAGCAUCUUUACUGGCUCAAUACAGAUCGCAUAUUUUGGAGCCCGACUGACCCAAUCAAUUUAAUUGAGGGCUCGUUCGCUAUUGCCAACAUUCUGAGUGUGGGUCGCAUUUCUUACCUUCUGCCAGCCAAUGAAAUACUUGGACCACUUCAAAUUUCUCUUGGAAGAAUGUUGAAGGACAUCGCAAAGUUUGGCGUAUUGUUUCUCCUGGUGAUUUUCGCGUUCAUGGUUGGUCUCCAUAACCUUUACUGGUACUACAGUGAGCGGAAUGAUAUUGAGUUGGCGUUUCCAGAUAGACCAGUGGUAGCCACUGUGAAUGCUGAGGUCAACUUUGGAGGUGUAAUGGCAACAUUCAGAACAGUCUUUUGGGCUAUGUUUGGGCGAGGAGAACCGGAAGCUGUGCUACUUGGUGGCUACAAUAACACGUUUACCUCGGAUAUAGGCUACUUCAUCUAUGGCGCCUACAACAUCUCCAUGGUUACUGUGUUGCUCAACAUGCUGAUCGCCAUGAUGACCAGAUCUUUUACAUUGAUUGCGGAAGAUUCAGACAGAGAAUGGAAAUUCUCUCGAAGUCUACUAUACAUGGAUUACAUUAGCAAUGGAGGCACUCUGCCAGCGCCACUUAACAUUCUCGGGGCACCAAAGGCUCUGUUUAAAGUGUUGUUUUGUGGCUGCUGUUGCUGUGGGGAAGCCCAUUCUGAUUCUGAGGACCAGGAAGACGAUGCAGACGAAGCAGACUCCCCAAUGUAUUCAGCCAGGAAUGGGCGCGUGCAGAAUGGGAAAAGUAUGUCACGUUCGCAUCUUGCCAAGCAGAUGUCUAUCGAUGGACCAACAGGGGCAGCAUAUCCAGGGGAUUUUUCGCCGCAUCCCGACUCUAAUGGUAUCGUGAACGAAGCCUACGAUGGUACGCCCAAGAGGAAAAGUACACGUAGAAACCCAGCCACAAUUGUGUCUGUGGAAGCCAUGGAGGAGCAGCUGACUUACCAGCAAACAAUGCAGAGGAUAGUUCAAAGAUAUAUAUUUGAUAUACAACGAGAAGCAGAGGUCACGGAAGAUGACUUUGAAGAGAUCAAGCAGGACUUGUCCAGCUUCAGGUAUGACCUCAUCAACCAAAUGUCUAACAAAAAUGUCGUGGAGGAAGAACUCAAAUCCCACAUGGCAACAGUGAUGGCGCAAUUACAGGUGUUAAAGGAAGAACUUUCUCGAAGGCGGGGCCAAGACAGUGGAGAGACUAGAACAGGGAGACCCUUCAGCAACAUGGCCGACUCAGUGAUAAACGAAGAUCCAGAAGAGACGUCCAGUGACAACAGUUAAACAAGGAGACAACCAGUGCUGACAUACUCUCCUGACAUUACUAUCGUAAUUCUCAAAUAAUUCUCCAAUGCAGCAAGAACUUGACCGAGCCUUUGCGUUGCGAAACGCUAAGACCACAUGCAACUACAAAAACUUUCUUUGACUAUUUCUUGUUCUAUUUACUCUGUUCACUCUUCUAUUUUAAAACACACUUUGUUGUGUACAGAGUUUGAUAGUGCCUUUUGGUUUGACUCGUAUUAACUCUUUAACCACCAGCAGCUUUUAAUUUAAAAAUAAACAGGCGAAGUCUGAAUAUUCCUUUUAAAUUGGUGUGGGGAUAUAAGAGUUAAUGUUGGGUAACGGAUUGGCUUAGUCUUUCUAGUGUCUCGUUAGCCGAACACACAUUCAUUAUCAGUAAGAAAAUUUCCAUGUAUACACAGAUAGUCUGCGAUACUGAGGAAUAAAGCAAGAUGGCAAAACAUUAUUAUUGGUAGUUGGCAACAUCAACUAAUAGUUUGAAGAAAAUACAAACAAAAACUGUCUUUGCGUUUCUCUAUUUUCGUUAAGUAAUACCUUGAACAUAAAGAAUACCGUAAGGCUAUUGGUAGAUAUUGGACUUAAUAAGAAAAUAAAAUAAUUUAUACAACUGUAGACUGAAACAGUAGACUCAUUUAUAUCAAAUAAGUACAUCAUUAAUCUGCUCUGUCAAGCCACAGUUUAAAAAAAAAGCACUUUCUAUUUUAUUAAAACAUUCGUUUUAUUUCUUAGCAUAGCUUGGUGAAUAGCAUAAGUAACCUUCACCUUGUAAUGGCUAGGUGCUAGAAUUUGUUUCGACGAAGAAGUUUCACGUUAGAUGAAUAUAUCAACGUGUUAGCUCAUAUUGAAAGUUCUACAAUAUCUUACCUAGACAAAGAAGUUUUAGAACAGUUCAUACAAUAAUAUUGCAGUAGCGACUCUACACUUUAUCAAAUUACAGUUAGAUCUGUUUCACACUAACAUUUGCGAUUGUAUAUUGUCUAAUUACCAAGAGAUCUAACAAGAGAUCUGUUUUUUUAACAAGGCUUCUGAUGUUACGACUUCACAAACAUAGUUAAACUAUCAAUGAAUCUGUUUCAUAUUUGAUGAACCUUGUUGUUUUCUUGCAUUAUGUGAUACAUUAUUUGACUUUCGUAAACUCUUUGUAAAUUGUAACUAUUCCGCAUGUUGCAAACUUUAUUGUAAUUUUAAAUACUUAUUUAAUAACUUAUGAUAAACUUGGAAGUUGGUAAUCUUUAUCUUUAGCUUCUGAUUUCCCUUUUUGAAGUUUCAGUGUUUCUAGGUGUUGGACUAUCUGGGGCGUUUCUAGCAGACAAAAUAUAUCCACCAGUUUUUAAAGAUCUGGAAAGCUGUGAAUGUAUAGAAACAAAAAUGUCGAACUAAUCUUGCCAUUCUUUGUUACCUUUGUUAUUCUUUAUUAUUAAUUUUUUCUACCAUUUGUAUUCCUACUAUGACGCGCUCAAUGAUAAGAAAAGAGUUUUACUGCAUUUAUCUACAUACUUUUCUUUAACAUAUUAAAUAUUGAUAUGUAUGUAUUGCAUGGUACAGUUAUCCCCGCUACCGUAUUUAAAUAGACGAUUCGAAGUUCGCUAGAACAUAAUGGCUGACGAACUGCCCAUGAGCCGAAUCUAGAACUUUGUAAGCAGAUAUUUCCCCAGUAUAUUGAAUCAAUAAAUUUAUCCAAUAUUUGUUUGUUGAUUGAUUUAAAUAAUCUACAAUCACUGACACUGUCUAACAAAGUAUUUCUUUUUCAGAAAACAGAAAUAAAAUCUUCAACUGAUGUUGUUAAUAAAACAAUCUGGAUCUCAGUGGCGAAGAUACGGUUGAGAGGGGGAGGUCCACAUUUGAAAAUUCUCCCCAUGUCCCCACCUGAGCACCCCCAAAUGUGUCCGAAAAUAUUUCACAUUAAAUAUUAAGCCAAUGCCAUGUUAUCUUGCUAUUCGUGGUGUCAUGUAAAUUAGUGUUGCAUGUAUUCCACAAACUUAUAUAUUUAUUAAGUACAUUAUCACAUGUUAAUAUGUCGAAUUUCAAAAUAAAGGAGUCCCUAAAGAGGCUAAGCCCCCCGGGCCCCAAAAGCCCUUGCUACGCCACUGCUGGACCGGUGCAAAAAAAAUAAUAAAAUUGCAGAAAAAUUAUAAAGGUUAACUAUAAAAGAAUCGCUUUUUCUAUUCAAUAAAUUCUUUAAUUGUUUUGUUUGUUUGACAAGCUUCAGGACGUGCCUUCAGGACUAAAGAUUAUCAUGUCCCCAGACGUCCUGCAGGACUAAAGAUUAUCAUGUCCCCAGACGUCCUGCAGGACUAAAGAUUAUCAUGUCCCCAGACGUCCUGCAGGACUAAUGAUUAUCAUGUCCCCAGACGUCCUGCAGGACUAAUGAUUAUCAUGUACCCAGACGUCCUGCGGGACUGUGCAUGGUGGUGGUGGGAAGGGUUUAAAGCUUGUACUAUUGAGACGUCAGUCCGGAGCUCCAACCACACGACCAAAAGUUUCCCAACUCUUGUUCGGUCUCUCGUUACCAACGUUAUCCCUGACAGUCUUAUAAUCCUCUUCCUCUUUUCUAGCUCUCCUUUGCCCCAACCUGACAUUGUUAGAUCUGGUCAUUCUUUUGUCUCGGCCUGUAAAUCAAUGACUUAAAUUCUGCCAAGUCAUUGGUUUUCCUGGCUGACUUAGGCAACCCAUUCGAUGCUCUAAUAGCACUAUGAAAGAAGGAGCAUUUGUACACAUUUGUCCAGGCAUAUGGAACAUGAGUU
Molecule: messenger RNA, 6374 nt
Organism: Biomphalaria glabrata
Lineage: Eukaryota; Metazoa; Mollusca; Gastropoda; Planorbidae
Product: short transient receptor potential channel 7-like
Exons: 22
Coding region: 616-3612 (998 amino acids)
Biological process (GO): manganese ion transport; calcium ion transmembrane transport; regulation of cytosolic calcium ion concentration
Cellular component (GO): cation channel complex; membrane
Molecular function (GO): store-operated calcium channel activity; protein binding; inositol 1,4,5 trisphosphate binding
Source: RefSeq, a predicted model, not a curated record